AUGGCUAAACCUGGACGUGCAGUUCCAGCAAAAAAAAAAGACAGCACAAGAUUUUAUCCUUAUUUUAAGGAUUGUGUGGGAGCUAUUGAUGAAACUCAUAUCCUUGCAAUGAUACCAGGAGAAGACACGGCUAGCUACCGUAAUCAAAAAGGCCAAUUAUCGCAAAAUGUGUUAGCUGCAUGUAAUUUUAAUUUAGAAUUUACAUAUGUUCUUAGCGGGUGGGAAGGUUCAGCUCACGAUGCGAAGGUAUUACACAAUGCUUUGAAAAGAAACACAAACAAAUUGAUAGUUCCUGAAGAAGACGAUGUUAUCGAAGAAACUAGUGUUGAUGAAAGAAAUGAUGACGAGAAUAAUGAGGAAGAACAACUUCAUGAUACUCAAGAACAACAAAGAGGACAUGCUAAUAACUGGAGAGCAAAUAUAGCUGCAAGCAUGUGGACUGAUGCUAUGAAUAUGGAGUCAUAA
Molecule: messenger RNA, 465 nt
Organism: Capsella rubella
Lineage: Eukaryota; Viridiplantae; Streptophyta; Magnoliopsida; Brassicales; Brassicaceae
Exons: 3
Coding region: 1-465 (154 amino acids)
Source: RefSeq, a predicted model, not a curated record